AUGGCGACACACUCUUCCAUCCAAGACCGCACGCCCGAAUUCCGCUCCAUCCUCACCCAAGCUCAGAAAUCACUCGCGCGCCAACGCAAAGCAGGAGGCGCUCAGUCGCAACCACUCUUGCCACACCAGAAUGGCACCGCGACACCACCUACGCGAAAACAGCGGUCCGAGUUUGCGCGCAGUGCCGCGGGCAUUGGUAGAGGCAUCAGCGCGACAAUGGGCAAACUUCAGAGAUUAGGGGAACUGGCGCGGAAGAAGUCACUCUUCGACGACCGGCCUGUGGAAAUCGCGGAAUUGACCUUCGUCAUUAAGCAAGACCUUGCGGGCCUCAAUCACCAAAUUCAGCAAUUGCAGCAGUCGCAAAAAGCCAUGAAUGCGCAGGCCACUGGUGUGGCGACGCAAGAGGGAGAGCACAACAAGAACGUGACCGUGCUGCUUCAGGGCAGACUGGCGGAUGUCACGGCCAGCUUUAAAGAGGUGCUCGAAGUCAGGACGCAAAACAUCCAAGCAUCGAGGCAAAGGCAGGAGAAUUUCGUGGGAGACGUGUCGCGACAAACACAUGCCGAGAGACUAGAUCCGGGACGAACCGAUUCUCCCUUAUAUCAGACACCUUCACGUGGCAGAAGCCCCAAACCUGCUCAAUCUGGACCAUACUCCACUGGAGCCGAUGUUCUCAGCUUGGAACCCAGCAGCUCCUCGGCUCUAUAUUCUGGCACUGGUGCGCCCAUGCACAUGAACCAGUCUCAGCUUCAGAUCAUGGAAGAAGGCUCAACCUCCAGCGCAUAUCUGCAAGAGCGCGGUCAGGCUAUAGAAGCGAUUGAGCGCACAAUCAACGAACUCGGCGGUAUUUUCGGCCAGCUUGCGCAAAUGGUCAGCGAGCAAGCGGAACAGAUCCAACGAAUCGAUGCGAAUACCGAUGACGUGGUCGACAAUGUCGAAGGUGCGCAACGAGAACUCAUGAAAUACUGGAGCCGCGUACAAGGCAACAGGUGGUUGAUUGCCAAGAUGUUCGGAGUGCUCAUGAUUUUCUUUUUGUUGUGGGUUCUGAUUGCAGGAUAAACGCUUUCGCUCCGCACAUACCAUUCGCUGUCUUGAUCUGGGAAUUUUGGAUGCAUAGCGCAGGCGGCCUUUGAAAGGCUCAGAUAGGACGCGCUCACAGCAAAAACUAUAGAGCAUAAAGCGGCAUUUCGGAGUCGCAUUCUGGAAUUUGGAGAAUUCGCUGUUGUUGGCUACUGUACAGAUGUCUUGAAUACCUAACUAACUAAUAUCAUGUAACGCGCUGGUCGUCUACUCACACUUCAAAUCACGCAUCGCAGCACCUACAUCAUCAAUCACGUACGUGGAUGUUACUCCUCACAUAUUGACGGAGACGGAAUCGGAAGUGAAUCUUGAGCUUGAGCUUCCGAUAAAGCAUCACGCGCCAGUCAACAAUUCGAAUCAUGACAUGGCCGCUUCUGUACGAGGAACACAGAACUGCUAGAUCUGACGAGCAGGACACACCCGAGAC
Messenger RNA from Pseudocercospora fijiensis CIRAD86, 1507 nucleotides. RefSeq lists its product as uncharacterized. The record is from RefSeq and is a predicted model, not a curated record. Gene Ontology annotation, molecular function: SNARE binding; SNAP receptor activity. Gene Ontology annotation, biological process: intracellular protein transport; endoplasmic reticulum to Golgi vesicle-mediated transport; vesicle fusion. The transcript has a single exon. The coding region runs from base 1 to 1059 and encodes 352 amino acids. Gene Ontology annotation, cellular component: SNARE complex; endomembrane system; Golgi membrane. Lineage: Eukaryota; Fungi; Ascomycota; Dothideomycetes; Mycosphaerellales; Mycosphaerellaceae.